Messenger RNA from Myxocyprinus asiaticus (Chinese sucker), 9362 nucleotides. RefSeq lists its product as uncharacterized. The record is from RefSeq and is a predicted model, not a curated record. Bases 1 to 4236 code for a protein of 1411 amino acids. NCBI's taxonomy places the organism in Eukaryota, Metazoa, Chordata, Actinopteri, Cypriniformes, Catostomidae. The transcript has 17 exons.
AUGAAGGGAGAUUCUGUCCCUCUAGUCACUGAUGAUGCUCAUAUAAAGACAGAUAAUGUGAAGGUGUAUUUUGAAAAAACUCUCAUAGCUGAAAUCAGAGAAGGGAAGUUCACAUCAGUUAAAGAUGAAAUCAGAGAAGGGAAGUUCACACCUGUUAAAGAUGAAAUCAGAAAGAGACUGAAGCUGGAGCUGAAUGAUCAGACUGGAUCUCUCACCAUCACAAACACUGAAAUCACAUUAUCUGGACUAUAUGAACUGAAGAUCAUCGGCGGCAAUGCAGAGAUCACAUACAAGAAAUGUUUUGUUACUGUCAAUGGUAAAGAAAUGAUCAGAAAGACAGUGAAGGAGGGAAAUUCUGUCUCACUAUUCACAUUUACUGAAAUACAGAAAGAUGCCACCAUAAAGUGGAGAUUUGAAAACACUGUCAUAGCUGACAAAAACAAAACUGACAAUACAGUCUCAUUAAAGGAUGUUCUUGAUGGGAAGUUCAGAGAAAGACUGAAGGUAAACGAACACACUGGAUCUCUCACCAUCACAGAGUUCAACAUCACAGACACUGGAGAAUAUGAAUUAAACAUCACCAGCAGAAGAGCAACUGUACACCUGAAAUUUUAUGUUACUGUCUAUGGUCUUGAUACAGAUGACAAGACAGUGUCAGUGAUGAAGGGAGAUUCUGUCCCUCUAAUCACUGAUGAUGCUCAUAUAAAGACAGAUGAUGUGAACGUGUAUCAUGGAGACACUCUCAUAGCUGAAAUCAGAAGAGGGAAGAUCAGUUCACCUAUUAAUGAUGUAUUCAGAGAGAGACUGCAGGUGAAUCAUCAGACUGGAUCUCUCUUCAUCACAGACACCAGACGCUCAGACAAUGGAGUUUAUAAACUGAAGACCAUCAUCAGCACUGGAGAGAUCACAUAUAAGAGAAUAAUUGUUACUGUCAGAGGUGAUGAAGUGUUUACAGUGCCAGUGAUGGUGGGCGCUUCUGUCACUCUAAUAACUUUAGUUACUGGGAUACAAGAUGUUAUGGUAGUGUGGAAAUUUGAAAACACUAUCAUAGCUAACAAAAAGAAAGAGGAUGAAACAAUCUCAUUAUAUGAUGAUGCUCUUAAUGGGAAAUUCAGAGGAAGACUGAAGGUGGACAAACAGACUAGAUCUCUCACCAUCACAAACACCAGAAUCACAGACGCUGGAGAAUAUGACCUAAAGAUCAACAGCAGCAGAGUAAAUUUGCACAUGAGAUUCGAUGUUACUGUCUAUGGACGUUCCAGAUCAGGCAGUGUGGAUGAAUCAGAAAUGAUAGACAUGCAAGGGAAUGUGUCCACUCCUUUGUUGAAUAUUGAGGCUGCUGGUGGAGUUCAAGUUGGGGACUUCUGUUUGAAGACACUGCCACUCUUCAAGAAUGUGUGUAGUCUGUUCAGCCCAAACCUCAUACUCAUCCUCACCGUUGGGUGUGGGUGUCAACCCGGAGAAGGUGUGUUUGGUGUUGAUACAGAUAAAGUGAAGUCAGUGUCAGUGAUUGAGGGAGAUUCUGUCACUUUACACACUGAUGCAACUGAAAUACUGAGAGAGAAUUUGAUCAUGUGGACAUUUGGACCUGAUGGUAUUGCAAUAGGUAAAAUCAACCGUGAGGCAAGAAAAAGCUACACAUAUGAUGGUGCUGAUGAGGAAUUCAGAGGCAGACUGCUACUGAAUUUUCAGACUGGAGAUCUCACCAUCGAAAACAUUAGAACUGAACAUGGUGGACUUUAUAAACUAACCAACUCCAGCACACAGACCCCACUGAAGAUAUUUAAAGUUACUGUCUAUGUGGUGAAUGUGACACAGGUGACUCUCUCCUGGUACAAAGGAAACAGUUUAUUUUCCUCCAUCAGUGUGUCUGAUCUCAACAGCAGUCUCUCUCUACAUCUGGAGUGUCUCAAUGAUUCUUACAGCUGUGUGGUGAACAAUUCAUUCAGCAACCAGACUCAACAUCUCAACAUUACUGAAGUCUGUCAGCCGUGUUCAGGUGUGUUUGGUGUUGAGACAGAUGUAAUGAAGACAGUAAUAGAGGGAGAGUCUGUCACUCUAAACAUUGAUUACACUGGAAUAAAAUAUAUUCUGAUACAGUGGUUUGCACCUCAGCACCUUUAUAUAGCUCGAAUAGAUGGAGAUGACAAUAAAGUUUCAUAUGGUGAUGAUAAGAUGUUCAGAGACAGAGUGCAACUGGAUCAGACUGGAUCUCUCACUAUCAGAAACGUCAGAAUCAAACACUCUGGUCAAUAUGAAGCAGAGAUCCUCAGUAGCAGAGGAACCUCAUACCAGAAAUUUAAUCUUACUGUCCAUGAUUCUCCACGUGUGUCUAGUGAACAGACAGAAGAACUGAAGACACUGUCCUUGAAGGAGGGAGAUCCCGUCACUCUAAACACUGAUGUUUUUAAAACACAUGGAGAUGAGCUAAUACUGUGGAGGUUUGGAUCUGAAGGCUCUCUCGUAGCAAAAUGUGAUCUAGAGGACAAUAAUAUCCUUUUAUUAUCUGAUGGUGCUGAUGAGAGAUUCAGUGGUAGACUGCAGCUGGAUCAGACUGGAUCUCUCACCAUUACAAACACCAGAAUCACAGACACUGGACUUUAUAAACUACAGAUCACCAAUAACAGAGAGACUAAAUACAAGAGAUUCAGUGUUACUGUCAGUGCUGCUGAGAACCAGAGGAACCGCUGCCAUCUGCCGAAUAAGGGGAGGAGCGAGCUGGUGUCCGCCAGAGGGCGGAGGAGCGGUUUAGGACCGGGCGACAGUGCGUCCGGAAGCCGGCGACAAGUUCUUCUCUCUCUCUCCUCUCUCUCUCGGUGUGUCACCCUUUCCCUCUCCUCACACCUCCCCUUGUCUCUCCCCCAGGUUCGCAGGAGGUGGGGUGGACCUGAAUUGGGUGGGGGAUUCGUUGUUCAAUGUACGCUGAAGGGAUUCCUGUCCGGUUUGUGUUCUAUCUGUCGGUCUGUGCUGCAGGUUCUGGAGAUCCCUGUGCUGAGCCUGGUCCAGGAGGCAGAGGGGCUGGUUGCUAACCACCAGGAGGUGGAAGGGCCUGCUGCUGACCUCCAGGAGGCGGAGUGGCCCACUGCUGACCACCAGGAGGUGGAGGGGCCCGAGACCGUCAACAAGCCUGUCCUGUUCCCUUCCCCCGUGGCCAUCGACAAGCCUGUUCAGUCACCAGUAGCCACCGCUCAGGCUUACCCUUCACCAGUAGCCAACAACGAGAUUGUCCACUUCCCUCCCACCACCCUGCCUGACCUCGUCUCUGUCACAAGGCUGCCAGACAUUCUUCCUGUCCUGAGGCUGCCCGACCUCAUCUCCACUCUGUUCCUGAGAAAUGCCACUGCUAAUGAUUUUCUCUCUUUAGCUGUUAUAGAUCCGGAUCUGUCUUCAGGUGCUGUAGCAGGAAUAUGUGUUGUUGUUCUGCUCGUAGCUGCAGCUGUAAUUACUGGUGUGAUUUACUAUCGCAACCGGAUCUCUGAACUAAAAACACAAAUGGAUGAAAAGACAGUGUUAGUGAUGAAGGGAGAUUCUGUCCUUCUAAGCACUGAUGAUUCUCAUAUACAGACAGAUGAUGUGAAUGUGUAUUUUGGAGACACACUUAUAGCUGAAGUCAGAAGAGGGAAUAUCACAUCACCUGUUAAUGAUGUAUUCAGAGACAGACUGCAGCUGCAUCAGACUGGAUCUCUCUCCAUCACAAACACAGAAUACACAGACUCUGGACUUUAUGAACUGAAGAUCAGCAGCAGAGAAAUCACAUACAAGAGAUUAACUGUUACUGUUUGUGGUGAACUGAUCCCAAUGCCAGUGAUGGAGGGAGGUUCUGUCACUCUAAACACGUUUACUGUAAUAGUGGAAGAUGCUGAGAUAGUGUGGAGUUUUGAAAACACUGUCAUAGCUAACAAAAACAAAGAGGAUGAAACAAUGUCAUUAUAUGAUGAUGAUCUUGAUGGGAGAUUCAGAGGAAGACUGAAGGUGAACAAACAGACUGGAUCUCUCACAAUCACAAACAUCAGAAUCUCACACUCUGGAGUUUAUGAACUAAACAUCACCAGCAGCAGAGCAAGUGUACACGAGAAAUUCAGGGUUACUCUCAAUGAACGUUCCAGAUCAGGCAGUGUGAAUGAAUCAACUGCGAAAAACAUGCUUGAUGUUACUGAAGCUGUUCAUGAUGGAGCAAAUGAGAUGGAUCCUUUGUUGAACAUCAAGGAUGCUGUUGGAGUGAAUGAGUAUCUGUGAAGUCCUGUUUGAGUUAAAGAGAUGUUCAACAGCACUAGUGUGAAUCACUGUUACAUUAUUAACAUUUUAAUUCCAUCAACAAUAACAACAACACAUUUUUGCUUUCAUGAGUAUCUGUAAAUCAUCCAGCAAAAAUGAGAAACCAACAUGUGUUGUUGAGCUGUGAAACUGAAGAGUAAGAAGCUUCUUUAGUUUUCGAUAAACAGUGAAAUAUGCUUUUGUUUUCAGGUUAUUGGAGCAGUUUGGAGCACUUCCCCACAGUCACUGAAAACUGCAGUUGUCAAACACUUUCUAAAAAAAGAUUAUACAACUAUGGACCAAUCUCAAAUCUCCCUUUCAUAGGAAAGAUAAUUGAAAUAGUUGUUUUCAGUCAGCUGAUCAAAUUCUUAACUUGGGCAAUCUUCAGUCUGGUUUCUGAUAAUAAUUGAUAUUGGAAAUUAUAUUGAUAAUGAUAAUAAACAUUCUCCUGGACAGACUGAAAAAUUGGGUAGGGCUCUCUUGGACGGUCCUCAGCUGGUUCAGGUCAUAUCUACAAGGGAGGGGUUACUAUGUGAACAUAGGCAACUAUGAAUCUGAAUGGACAUCCAUGACGUGUGGAGUCCCGCAAGGCUCAAUUCUUGUGCCGCUUCUGUUCAAAUGUAUAUGCUCCCACAAGGCCAAAUUAUUAAAAAAGAACCUAAUUGCGUACCAUAGCUAUGAAGACGACACCCAGAUCUAUCUAGCCCUAUCGCCAAAUGACUUCAGCCCCAUAGACUCUCUGUGCCAGUGCAUUGAUGAAAUUAACAGCUGGAUGUGCCAAAACUUCCAUUAGUUAAAGCUGGAGUAUAUAUGUUCUGCAACACUAGUGCCACCAAACAGAAUUGCAAAAAUAAACAAUGUUUUCAAAACAUUUUUCAGAAUUUGCCCCCGUCUGUUUUGGAUUGAACAAAAAGAUAGUCUCGCCCCCAACUCACGCCAUUGUUCGAGUAAUGUUGUUGGGGCAGGUCGAUCAAAACAAACACAGGACUUUUUAUAGCGCUACAGAGACCGUUUACAGUUUUCGAGAAAAUUAACCUAUGAAUGGCUUACUUACAGUUGUCUCUGCAUAUUAAGCUGAGUUAGAAGAAAGUAUUUUUACAGUAUUUUAAAAGGGUCAGGGCAAGUAUUUUAAAAAGUUACAUAACUAAGCUUUAAACAAAGACAAGACAUGUCAUUGUAUUUAGCAAAAAAGAUGAAAUUUCCAAGAUGAACACAUACCUUGACUUCAGGGGUAUAAAGACAAAAAUCAAGAAAGGAAUCUUAGUGUUGUUUUGGAGUCAGACCUUAGUUUCAGUAGUAAUGUCAAAGCAAUAACUAAAUCAGCCUACUAUCAUCUAAAAAUAUAGCCAGAAUAAGAUGUUUUGCAUCCAGUCAAGAGGCAGAGAAACUUGUUCAUACAUUCAUCACCAGUAGGGUGGACUACUGCAAUGGACUCCUCACCGCCUUCCCAAAAAGGCCAUUUGACACCUAUAUAUAAUAUAUAUUAUAAUGUAUUGUUAAUCACAGUAGUAAUUACAGAAGAGCACAUGAUGACAUGAAGUUCAUCAAUAAUGACUCUUCCAGGAGUAAUGAUCAAUAAACAUGUAGAGCUCAGAGUCACUCACACAUCCGGGUAACACGUGAAAUUAAAAUAAUGCAAUAAACAUUAACUAAUCUACAUCAAAUGUAACACAUCCCAAUUUAUAUAACUGAUAUUAAAAAUAAGAAGAAACAGAACAAUUCCCAUAAAAUAUACUGAAAUGUAAUGGGUCACAGGGAAUUCUGGGAACGCCCGAUUAUUGUUUUUUCCAUAAUUUUAACAAUAAUUUACCGUAAAAGUACAUUUUUACAUCUACAUUUUUUUUUACGGCAUUUUAUCGUAACAUUACUUGUAUUUUCUUUUUAAAUAUAUUAUACAUUUUUACCGUAUAUUUCAAGGUAACGACCCGUUAAACAAUUAACGUUUUUUUUACUGUAGCAUUUUUACAGUCUUUUACCGUUAAAAUUACGGACAUUGUUUUACAUUGCAGGGAUACUCAACUUUUAAAAUACAGAAACUGUUAUUCUCUGAGCUCUUACUGACUGUUAAUGUUAUUUUUUAUUCAGUUUAAUAGAGAAUAUAGAAUAUAGUUAUUCACACUCACAGUAUUCCUGUUCUUACAGAAUAAAAAAAAGAAAGAAAAUAUAUUUGGAGCUGUCCAAUCCUGAGCUGUAACAGUCGUCAUCACUGUUCUAGUGUGUAUGAAGAAUCUCACUCAUCUUAAAACAAUUGAUGCAUUUAUUUACUUGUAGUGUAAAUAAACUACAAUGUUACUUUUACAUUUUAUUGUGUUAUUUGCAGCACUUAGAAGUAUUGUAAUCAAAUGUGCAGUGUAUGUUGUACACACAAUAUGUCGAAAUAUUUUAAACAUGAAGCACAAAUUCUUUAGACUUUAAGCUGCAUACAGAUACGUGGAUGUUCUUUGAGACUAAUGCAAUCUUUACACUGCAAAGGUGGCACAGAAGUGGCAUCUAAAUUGGCAUUUAUGUGUAUUUGUCUGUUUAAUGCUGCUCAGAGCAGACACAAAUGCAUAUAAAUGGUAUGAGAUUAAUGUUUUAAAUUUACAAUUAUGAAUAUAGAAAUAUUAAAUAAAUGAAAAUAUGAAGUUAUACUUUUAAAUAAAUAAAUGAUAAAAGGUAGGGUCUAUCAUGACAACAACAACGUUUAAGGCUGCUGUGAUACUGUAAUUACACAGAACCAAAGCAGCAUCAGAGGUGGGUCAGAGCGGGCAUCAUUUAGUCUGGCAUUUAUGCGCCAUUGCGUCAGCACAGGAUUGUUAAAGGCUUAAAUGGACUGUGUAAAGAAGACUUGAUUUUAUCACAGUCUUGUCAUAUUCAGUGGUUCAUAAUUAGUCUAUGAAGCAGACAGGGGUCUUUAUUUCAUGAUUGUCAUUAGAAUAUUUUAUAUUAAAACACAUAAUGCAUCGUUAUUAUUACAUAGAUAGAUAUUCUCUGUGCUCAAGACUCAAUGAAUGCACAAGAAAGAAAUAGAAAUGUCGAAGUUCAAAAUAAUGAGAUCUUUUCACCUGAUUCAUGUCUGAUGUUCCAGAGAGGAUUGUGCUGAGACCAAAUGAUUAAGAGUGACCUGAUCAUCAGGUGAGGGGUGACAGUGAACACAUGGAGGAGAGCGUUGAAUGAGGAAUAUGUGGUAAACAUAUUUUAUUACAGAAUCAAUCUUUUUGUUAUUGACUUAAUCCCAGUAAGUGCUAUCUAAAGGGAGGAUCUGUGGAAAUUGAUAGUUUUGAAAUCUAGCUAAGCAUGGACUCGUUUAUUUGCUAAUGCUAGCUAGUGUGAGUCUUUCCUGUGGAUGUGCUAACAUUGUGAAAUAAGCAAAACACACUAUCUGACUAGGAAAUGUGUACCCAGAUAGCGUUCUGGACUACCAGAAAUGCUCAAAUCUCCCCUAGCACCGGUGGAUUAUAUCACAACAUUGUGAUUACCUCCAAUCAAUGAAUGACAACAGUAAGAUGUAUUUUCUGUCAAACAGGGGUUUGCUUGUCGUCCAGAUUAAUUGUUUGCAGUGAUAAAUAUUGUAACUUCCGGUAUGAAGUCAAUGAAAUCUGAAUUGUGUAAUUUUAUGAUUUUAAAAUACUUUCUCCUGUCCCAGUUUAAUGUUAGUGAUGAGUGUGUUUUUGUAACUCCGUUUGGUGGCGCAGAAAUGACAGAUUUCACUUUAGCAACACUUGUAAAGUUACUCUGGUUCUUCCAUUAUUAGUUUGAGUAGUGUAACAACCAUAAUAGCUACAAUACUCAAAACUAUUCAAACACAUGUUUGCAUUCAGAAUGUAUGAUUAAAAGUCAUCGAGAACAUAUUGCUUUUCUCUUGAGUUUUUUCACAAAUGCAAUCUUGAGGUAACCAUAAAGUAAUCUGAUUACUUUCUAAUCAAGGUAACUGGAUUACGUUACUGAUCAGCAUUUGUAACGGAUUACAUUUUUAAAGUAACCCUCCCCACGCUGACCAAGACAAGAUGGUUCUUUUAAUGAUAAAACAUAUUCGUAUCAGAUUUUGAGAAAUAGGUCUAAUUUAGAUCACAUGUUUGAUUAAAAAACAAAAACAACAGGCAUUUUAGAGCAGCUUAUAUGAAAUGUUCUUUUCCCUUUAAAGAAACAAAUCUGUUUCAGAUUUCUAGAUGAAAUAUGUGCUUCUCAUAAGGGAUUAUGUUUAAAGUUUAAUAUUGGAAAUGCUCUUUGCCACUUCUGAAGCUCCUUUACUGAGGAUAGAAAUAUAAUUUAUUUUUGUGUGAAUUUUAAGGUGUCUUGGAAAAGAGAACAGCUAAUAGAAAAUAAUGUGGUUGGUGAUGCUUUCUCACUCACAUUUCAUGCAUAUAAAAUAUCACACUUUAUAUAUAUAUAUAUAUAUAUAUAAAAUACACAAAAAAAGAUAGCUUGUUCUAUUUACAAAUCACUUGUUUUUCUUUUUGUGACCCUAACUCCUCAUAAUAUUGUUCACAAGCCCUUUGUCACUAUGAAAACUAAAAGGCAAAUGCUGUUUGCACUGAGUGUAAAUAGCAACAAAAAUCAUCAUCUUUGCACUAAGUGGAAAUAGUGUUAGAUGAUAGUUGCAACCUGGUGCAAAAACACUCUACAUCCACCCUGAGCACUAAACCUAACCUUACAAAAAAUAACCAUGGUUUUACUACAGUAACCAUAGUAUUACUAUGGUAUUUUGUAGUAAAAUCAUAGUAACCACAAAAUUAAAUCAUGGUUACUAUAUUAACACCAUAAUACUAUAGUAAAAACAUGGUUAAUUGCAUUAUAACUAUGGCUUCUGCUAAAAAAAACACGGUUACUCGCACUGUGGCAGGUGCUAUUUACACCUAGUGCAAAAUGCAAAUAGUCACUCCGAACAUUAAAAUGAUGUUUGGCAGACUGAUUCACUUUCACUGCAUCUUUUAUUCUGUGCACUGACAGUGAAUGGUGACUGAUACUAUUAGUCUCUAACAUUCUGCCCAACAACAUCAUCUUUUGUGUUCCACAAAAGAAAAGUCUUGGAAGCGUCAGUAAGAAUAGAUUUGACAAUUAUAAUCAAACCUAUGUGUGCUAUUGUUUAACAGCUGAAGUGAAUUUAUAGCCAUAUUAAUAUCAGCUAU